AUGGAGUUGCUAAAGGAUUAUGAUUGUACUAUUCUUUACCAUCUCGGUAAGGCCAAUGUAGUGGGAGAUGCCUUGAGUCAAAAAUCAAUGGGAAGCUUGUCACAUAUUUCUACUGAUAAGAGAUCAUUGGUUAGAGAGAUCCAUAGCUUGGGAGACAUAGGUGUGCAUUUGGAAGUUGCAGAGACAGAUGCAUUGCUAGCACAUUUUAGAGUUAAGGCUGAGCAUCAAAAGCCUGUAGGGCUACUACAACCAUUACUAGUACCCGAGUGGAAGUGGGAACAUAUUGCUAUGGACUUUGUAACGGUAUCUGACAGAGGAGCUCAGUUUACUUGUAGGUUUUGGGGAAAGUUGCAGGAAGGAUUAGGCACUAAGUUGGAUUUUAGCACAGCUUUCCACCCUCAGAUUGAUGGACAGUCUGAACAGACCAUACAGACAUUGGAGAAUAUGCUGAGAGCUUGUGUGAUAGACCUUGGUGUCAGGGUAAUGAGGUAUGGCAAGAAAGGGAAGUUAAGUCCUCGGUAUAUAGGGCUAUUCAAGAUCUUAGAAAGGGUUGGAGCGGUGGCUUAUCGUUUCGUAUUACCACUAGACUUUUCGAAUAUUCAUCCCGUGUUUCAUGUGUCCAUGCUUAAGAAGUACAACCUGGAUCCAUCACAUGUAAUACGGUAUGAAACUAUUCAGUUGCAAUAUGAUCUAACCUAUGAGGAACAACCGGUAACAAUCCUUGAUAGGCAAGUUAAAAAGCUCCGUUCAAAGGAUGUAGCCUCAGUGAAAGUGUUGUGGCGGAAUCACAGUAGCGAUGAGGUAAAGUGGGAAGCUGAGGAUGAGAUGCGGACAAAGCAUCCACACCUCUUCGAUAUGUAA
Theobroma cacao (cacao) is the source of this 861-nucleotide messenger RNA. The record is from RefSeq and is a predicted model, not a curated record. NCBI's taxonomy places the organism in Eukaryota, Viridiplantae, Streptophyta, Magnoliopsida, Malvales, Malvaceae.